Molecule: messenger RNA, 450 nt
Organism: Staurois parvus
Lineage: Eukaryota; Metazoa; Chordata; Amphibia; Anura; Ranidae
Source: the annotation of a GenBank genome assembly
UCCCUUGGUUCCAACCCCUACCCACCUCUGAGCACCGUCCCUUGGUUCCAUCCCCUACCCACCUCCAAGCGCGUCCCUUGCACUGUCCCUUGGUUCCAUCUCCUACCAACCUCCGAGCUUGUCCCUUGGUUCCAUCUCCUACCCACCUCUGAGCACUGUCCCUUGGUUCCACCUCCUACCCACCUCCGAGCACUGUCCCUUGGUUCCAACCCCUACCCACCUCCAAGUGCGUCCCUUGGCUCCACCUCUUACCCACCUCCGAGCAUUGUCCCUUGGUUCCACCUCCUACCCACCUGCGAGCACUGUCCCUUGGUUCCACCUCCUACCCACCUCCGAGCACUGUCCCUUGGUUCCAUCUCCUACCCACCUCCGAGCGCCUCCCUUGGUUCCAUCUCCUACCCACCUCUGAGCUACGUCCCUUGGGUUCCACCCCUUACCCACCUCCGAGCA